Messenger RNA from Ostertagia ostertagi, 213 nucleotides. Lineage: Eukaryota; Metazoa; Nematoda; Chromadorea; Rhabditida; Trichostrongylidae. The record is from the annotation of a GenBank genome assembly.
AUGUAUUCCAGAAAGAAGAAGAAGGACAAGUCGAAUGUAUCGUUAGAGGAUCAGAUUGUACAGACCAAUCCGGUACUCGAGGCGUUCGACCUUCUCGAGAAAUCCAGAGUGAUCAAGCAGGCACCCGGAGAGCGAUGUUAUCACAUUUUCUAUCAGAUUUAUUCCGGUGCGGUCAAAGGACUCAAAGGUAUUUUGCUUCUCCCCAGCCACUGA